GAGGAGCGAGGCUCGGCCGCCUGCAAGCCGCUCGCUUGGGAGUGGUGCGGAUCUCGCCAGUGCCUCUCUGGGUUUUCUCUGCAAAUCCCCCGCAGGCAGAGUUUGCUCAACUAGUUGAACUGGCUCUUUCUCUCUUGUUUUUUUGGCAAACCAAGGAUUUCCUUCCUGAUAAAAACAGCCGGCCGGCGCCCCGAUUGGGUGCAGGGUUGCGGAGGAUAUGACAUCAGGCACAUCUCUCACUUCAUGCGGUGUGGUCUGUCCGAUUGCUGGCUGCCUACCAGUGGAGUCGGGGAGAUGUUUCCCUAAACCCCAUCCCAGGUACUCGAGUUUCUGCACAAAGUGGUGCUGCACCUAGUCCCAGCCCGCUGCGAGGUUUGUUGGAGUGGUGCACAGGCAGUCUGCUCAACAGAUCACUCACGAGUGCAGGGGCUCACCGAGGACGAUGGAAUUUGAACCCUCAAGAGCAACCCUGAAGUGAGAAAACAGAAACCGGGCAGACAAGGCUGAGAUGGAUGAUGAGAGAACGAGUCAAAACACCAGUAAAUCACAAGGAACUGGGGGCCAGGCGUCUGCAACAUCUCCAUCAUUGCUGCUGAUGAGGGACUUUGUUUCAGACUGGUCUCCUUUACAUGAUGCCUCUAUCCAUGGGCGCCUGCUUACUCUAAAGAAACUCAUCAGCCAGGGGAGUGAUGUUAAUCUUGUUACAACAGACCAGGUGUCUCCCCUCCAUGAAGCCUGCCUAGGUGGUCAUGCUGCUUGUGCCAGUGUCCUAUUAAAACAUGGUGCUAAGGUGAAUGGAGUGACUGUUGACUGGCACACUCCUUUGUUCAGUGCCUGUGUCAGUGGCAGUGUGGCUUGCUUGAAUUUACUGCUGCAACACGGAGCCAGCCUGCACCCACCCUGUGACUUAGCAUCCCCCAUACACGAAGCCGCUAAGAGAGGUCAUGUGCAAUGUGUCGAGAUCCUCGCAUCCCAUGGGGUGAACAUAGAUCAUAACAUCAAGCACCUGGGUACUCCGCUUUAUGUAGCUUGUGAGAACCAGCAAGUCAACUGUGCCAGGAAGCUGCUUGAGUCAGGAGCAAAUGUGAACAGCGGCAAGGGCCUCGAGUCCCCGCUGCAUGCGGCUGCCAGGAGUUGCAGUGCAGAGUUGGUGACGCUGCUGAUUGACUUUGGAGCAGACAUUUGGGCAAAGAAUGCCAAAAGCAAGAGGCCGAUGGAGCUGGUUCCACCUGGAAGCCCCUUGGGUCGACUGUUCCUGCAGAAAGAAGGGCCACUGUCCUUGAUGCAUUUGUGCCGCCUGUCCAUCAGGAGGUGCUUUGGACACAAGCAGCACCAGAAAAUAACUGGUCUUCUCCUCCCAGAUGAGCUGAAGCGUUUUCUUCUCCAUGUUUAAGCCUUUCAAGUUCAACAUGGUGCCUUAAUAACACAGCAAGGAAGCUGUCCUGCUGCCACAAACCAAAGUGCAGUUACAAUCACUCUGUGCUCUCCUGGAUGCUCCCCUGGGAAUACUGGCUACCCAACAGAUACGAGACUGAGGAUGGUGAAGGUCUAGUUCUUACACCAUCAACCUCAUCCUACCUCCAUAUCUGGACCACUGUGCAUCUGCGGGGUUAGUGCCAUGUUGCUCGUGUGCCAGAGAGGCAGACCAAGCACUUGAGUGAUUUUGGAGAUCCUUUUCUUCUUCACUUAGCUAUGAAGACUCCUGCAAGAAUGAGCUUGGUGUGCAAAAACUGCAGUGAAGUCAUCAAUAUCAGCAAUGAGAUACAGAUGGUCCUCAUCUCGUGUUAGUGGAGAGAGCAGUGGUCUUCAAAUACACACACAGUUCUGGUGUUUGCUGGUGUGUGUGUGAUUGCAGAGUCAGCCUUCCUUUUGCUUAUGAGAAAUACGAGAGGAGCAACCAAAGGCUACACCUGGGUACUUGUAUUUGAUGUAUGGAACAGUUCAGAUAUGCAGCUGGAGAACACAACUACUGGCUGCUGGUGUCCAGUAUGAGUUUAAUUGUUGUGCUGACCAAACACAACAGGAGCAGUUUCUUUGGUUUGUGGGACACUAAAUUGUACCCUAAUGGGACAAAAUCAGAAGUACAGUCAGGUCAUCAGGAUUCCUUUUUAUGGGAUAUGGACAUCUAGACAUCUUCAGUGAUCUGACCCAAUUCAUCACAUGUUAUCUGAGCCAUAUAAAAAAUUGCUGGCUGGUUUAAGAUGGCCACCUAUACUCUUUCUUUCCUGCUGGGGGGAAAAAAUAGACAUUUGUCUUCAUAUGAUUGAAAGGUAUCUUUUAUGGGUAGAUCCUUUUAAAAUCACUAUCUUGCAUAAGCUGAAUCAUGCUUAACUUUUUAAGAUGAAAGUUAAGUGUGAAGAAUUCCUGUUUUGGUGACACAUCUGAAAGUUGAAAAUCCAGCUUAUUUUAUUUUAGAUGAAAAAUUUCUUUUUUUACCUGCUAUUUUCAUUAUUUACCUUUAAGCAUCUUAUUUUGUAGCAUCACUCAAUGGGUUUACCAGAGUAAUACAAAGAGAAUAUUGUUCAGAGGAUGUGGUAAGAGCAUUGUUUCAAGAUUGCUUUUCAUUUGGAAAUUUCAUGCCUUGACUCUGCUUACUUGAAUCCCUCAGAUCAUGUAAAAUUAGGAUGAAUUCUCUAUGCUUCAUUUGUAUCAUCUCAAUAUAUUUGCUUAUUUAUUUUAAUAAAAAUUGUGAUCAACACUGGUAAAGUAUAUCUUUAUGCAUCAACACAUGUCCGUUUAUAAACUGCAAAAGUUGUACAAGAUGCAAAUGAAAUAAGCUAAAUAUAGGUGAGAUUUAGACAUUUUUCUGUAUUUGAAACCAAAUGUAAUUGCAGGAUUUGAAAGAUUGUUAUGAAUAUAUUUUAUCAGAUUCUUUGCUGUUAUUUUGCUGGCAGUGUAGUGGCUACCAAUGCACAAUUGUAUAGGAUAUUAGCUCAAAAAUAAAUGAUUUAUAAUCUGUUUCCCUCUUCA
This is a messenger RNA of Anas platyrhynchos (mallard), 2970 nucleotides long. RefSeq names its product ankyrin repeat and SOCS box containing 9 (gene ASB9). Gene Ontology annotation, molecular function: protein binding. Gene Ontology annotation, biological process: intracellular signal transduction; protein ubiquitination; positive regulation of protein catabolic process. Lineage: Eukaryota; Metazoa; Chordata; Aves; Anseriformes; Anatidae. The record is from RefSeq and is a predicted model, not a curated record.